This is a messenger RNA of Canariomyces notabilis, 870 nucleotides long. RefSeq lists its product as uncharacterized. The coding region runs from base 1 to 870 and encodes 289 amino acids. Lineage: Eukaryota; Fungi; Ascomycota; Sordariomycetes; Sordariales; Chaetomiaceae. The record is from RefSeq and is a predicted model, not a curated record. The transcript is spliced from 2 exons.
AUGGCCUGUCUCUUGGACUCCGCGCUUCGAAAACUCAUCGGCAUCAGGAGAAUCUCGGCAGGGGUCAGGAUCGUGAAGAGCACACAAGCGCAUUCACUGAUUGACAUUGCCCCAGCCGUUUGGGACCUCCAAUACCUUCAAACUAUGGCAGUGCACGCACAAGUCAUUCCGACAAUCGCCGUUGGUUUGGCUCGACUCAAAAACGCUCGAUCUGACAGUCUUCGCCAAAAACUGGAUCUCAUUUCCACUUCACGCCCAGUGAGUAGCGGUAACAAUGCCCAAGUCCAUAUAGAGGCUCCCACCACGGACGAAAUCACGAACCGUCUGUGGUCGCUGUGUCAAACCGGAAUCCGGCCAGAUCCGGCCAAAAGGCGCAAAACCACCAGGGAAUCAGCGGAAGACGUCAUCAAGCGGCCGCUUCCAAACAUAGAAGCUAGGGGCUUCGAACUGGCAGGUGCACCCUUAGAAUACGCCUACGACUUUGAUGAUGGCGCCCUGAUGGGAGGGGAGAAUCACAGGCUGGUUACAGGACACGGUCAUUAUGCAGACUAUCCGGAAGAGACUCAAGGUCCCGGCUACUGCGAGAGACACAGCUUCCCACUCGCUGGUGGAGACGGUAUUGUGGGAGAUGGCGAACAAUUGGGAGAGCUAACGGAUAACUCAGAUGCUGAGUACCUUUAUGCUGAUGGGUAUGGCAACGUGUAUCGAAUCGAGAAACAGGAUGCGCCCGAGCAGGAGACGAGCUGGCCGUCAAGCCCGCCGUUGAUUCCAUACGAUGAUCUAAGCGACGAGGCGAGCCAAGAGGUCCUGGUUUGGGGGGAUGAAGAUUCAAACGAGGCGUAUAUUAUAUACCACGAAGUGCAACAAUGA